AAAAAAAAGAACAGAGGCAGAGUAUUAAGUGACCUUCCAGCUUACUUAUACUUCCUAGGAUAUAUAUAUAACAAAUGGCGUCUUGGCUUCUCUUUGCUGUGUUCUCUUGUGUUCUUCUUCCUGAAACUGUAUUUGGGGAAACAAGGCAUUACACGCUGGACAUAAAAAUGCACAACGUGACACGUCUUUGCCACACAAAGAGCCUUGUUUCUGUAAACGGGAAGUUUCCAGGGCCUAAGAUUUUUGCUAGAGAAGGUGACCAGCUUCUGAUCAAAGUUGUUAACCAUGUGCCAAAUAAUAUCUCUCUCCACUGGCAUGGGAUCAGGCAAUUACGGUCUGGUUGGGCUGAUGGACCAGCUUACAUAACCCAAUGUUCUAUUCAGACAGGGCAAAGCUAUGUAUACAACUAUACCAUUGUUGGUCAAAGAGGCACUCUAUGGUACCAUGCACACAUCUCAUGGCUCAGAGCAACAGUCUAUGGUCCUCUUAUCAUACUUCCCAAACACGGUGUUCCUUACCCGUUUCCAAAACCUCACAAAGAAGUUCCCAUGGUCUUUGGGGAGUGGUUCAAUACAGACACUGAGGCAAUCAUCCGCCAAGCGACCUUGACAGGAGGUGGUCCUAAUGUCUCUGAUGCAUACACCCAGGAGUGUGGUACUACCUAA
Molecule: messenger RNA, 665 nt
Organism: Raphanus sativus (radish)
Lineage: Eukaryota; Viridiplantae; Streptophyta; Magnoliopsida; Brassicales; Brassicaceae
Product: laccase-17-like
Exons: 5
Coding region: 75-665 (196 amino acids)
Molecular function (GO): oxidoreductase activity; copper ion binding
Source: RefSeq, a predicted model, not a curated record